This is a messenger RNA of Homalodisca vitripennis (glassy-winged sharpshooter), 1776 nucleotides long. RefSeq names its product piggyBac transposable element-derived protein 4-like. Bases 1 to 1776 code for a protein of 591 amino acids. The record is from RefSeq and is a predicted model, not a curated record. Lineage: Eukaryota; Metazoa; Arthropoda; Insecta; Hemiptera; Cicadellidae. The transcript has 5 exons.
AUGGUAAACUACGCAUCACUGGCCCUCGGGAAGAUGAACCGGACACUGGAGGCCGUGACUAUGCUGGAGCGAUGUCUACGUCUGGAUACAUCCUAUACUCCAGCAUACCUUGUCCUGGCCAAGCUGCACUCUCCGCCAGUGGCAGCGAGGCUCCUGUAUCACGUGACCCGGCUACUACCGAACUCUCCAGACUAUCAGGCGAGAAUAAUGGGGAGUAAACUGAAGGAUGAAGAAAUUCUUCACUACAUAGAAACUGAGCCAAUUCCUUCUGACGCCGAAUCAAUUGACGGCUUAGAAGAUGAGGAAUCAUCACCAUCAAACCUAACUGAACCGCCUGAUCUUGAUGAAAUUUCUGAUGUUCUUCCACUACAGAAUGAUUUUUCUCUAACUGAAUUUGAUCAUGACUAUUGUCUUUUCCCAUCUCCGAUGGAACUUAUAGGUUUUGGGGCAAAACAGUCUGGAAAACGGUACACUCCAACCACCAAAACUGAAAUGGAAGUAUUCUUAGGUAUUAAUAUCCUUAUGGGUAUCAAGCGUCUACCCAGCUACAGGGACUACUGGUCGUCAGAACCUGAUUUGAAUGAUCCCUUUAUAAGUAAACUGAUGCCUGUCAACAGAUUUAGUUGGCUGUUGGGUAACCUUCACUUAAAUGACAACGCAUUUUUGCCCCGAAAAGGAGAUCAAGAUUACGAUAAACUUUAUAAAUUACGUCCAUUCCUCAAUGCAAUAGCUGACAAUUUUCGGAGUAACUUCAUCCCAGGGCAAGUAAUGGCAGUCGACGAAUCAAUGAUUAAGUUUAAGGGGAGGAGUUCCUUGAAACAGUAUCUACCCAAAAAGCCCAUAAAGAGGGGGUACAAACUUUGGAUGCUUGCAGAUAAAUCAGGUUAUAUUGUUGAGUUUGAAGUAUAUACUGGGAAGGUAGGCGAAAUGACACAGCAUGAUUUAGGACCUACAGUUGUCAAGAACCUGACACAACGUUUUCAGGGCAAACACCAGACUGUGUAUAUCGAUAACUACUUUGUAAGCUAUUUGAUGGAAGACUUGAAAUCUAUGGACAUCAAUGCUUGUGGUAAAGUACAAGCAGGUAGAAAAAAUUUGCCUGUGUUCAAAGAUACUAAAGAGAUGGAUAGAGGGGACUAUGACUGGAGAGUUAGUGACGGAGGAGUAACUGCUAUCAAAUGGAUAGAUAACAAGGAAGUUCUCUUCCUUUCAAAUUUUCACGACCCGUUGGAGAUAACAACCGUAAAACGCAGAAUGAAAGACGGAAGUCGUGUUGACGUAAAUUGUCCUACUGCAGUUCAAGACUGCAACAUGAAUAUGAACUGUGUCGAUAAAUUCGAUCAGAUGAAGGCCUUAUACGAGAUAAGCCGAAAAAGUCAUAAGUGGUGGCACCGUAUAUUCUUCUACUUUGUUGAUGCUGCAAUAGUUAAUGCUUAUGCUAUCCACAACUGUCUCCCAGUACCUCGAUUAGACAUGAAAACCUUCAGAAGGCAGGUAAUGUUCGGCCUUGUCAGUGAGAAGUAUGUUGCUGCUGGGACCCGUGCAGUAAACACACCACCCAACUGGAAAAAUCGAGUACCCGAUGCUAUACGAAAGACCGGUUCUUCUCACCAGCCUGUAAAAAGUACAAGACGUCGCUGUGGUGUGUGCAGCACCAAAAAGAAGCAAGUGUUGACAAGCUGGCUUUGCAAUGUAGUGCCUGACGCACCACGGACACAGCGGGAGAGGCGCGAUAGUCUACAGCAUUGGGAACCAUGCACCUGUACAGCCGAAUAA